This is a messenger RNA of Eimeria necatrix, 1820 nucleotides long. RefSeq lists its product as hypothetical. The record is from RefSeq and is a predicted model, not a curated record. The transcript is spliced from 3 exons. The annotation marks the transcript as partial. NCBI's taxonomy places the organism in Eukaryota, Apicomplexa, Conoidasida, Eucoccidiorida, Eimeriidae.
CGCCGUCGAGCAGCAGCAGCAGCAGCAGGGGUGGGGGGGCGGGCUGCUGGAGCUGGUGGUGCGGCCCCUCUUGAAGAAAAAAACUGUCUCCUCAAGUGUCUCCUUCUGUGCCUACUUUGCGCAGCUCGAAGGAAUGCAUGCAGCAGCAAAAAGCGAAGAGGAGCUGCUGCAGCUGCUGCGCAAACAAAAAGUCUCUUCUUGGCUUCACUUCUUUUCUCCCCCCACUGCCCAGUGGGUGGUCCCGGCCUUCAAGUGGGAGGGGGGGGCCCCCGGGGGCCCCCCAACCCUCUCCCGCAGGGGCCUGGGGGGCCCCCCGGGGCUGAGGGCCCCCCCCAGCAGGAGGCCCCUCCGCUGCCAGUUUGUGGGGCUCCUCUGCAGCAGGGAAGCAGCAGUGUUGCGGGUCUUGGCUGCUGACGAUGAGUGGCACCCGGCGGUUAGUGGCCUGGGGGCCCCCCUGCGGGGGCCCCCCGGGGGCCCCCUCAGCCCCGGGGGGCCCCCCGGGGGCCCCCUCAGCCCCGGGGGGCCCCCCGGGGGCCCCAGCACCAGCGGGGGGCCCCCCCCCGGGGGCCCCAGCAGCAGCGUGGCGCCACCCCCUGGGGGCCCCAGCAGCAGCGGGGGGGCCCCCGGGGGCCCCAGCAGCAGCGAGGGGCCCCCCCCUCUGGGGGCCCCAGGGCCCCCAGUGCAAGCCCCGGAAAACGGCGCUGCUGCUGCAGGCACGGGGGGCCCCGGGGGCCCCCCAGGGUCUUCAGGGGGCCCCAUUGGCUGCCUUGAUGCUCUGCCUUUCCAGCAAGCUGAGAGGGCCCUGAGGCUGGAGCAGCAAACGAGCAGGGACCCGCUGCAGCAGGAGGAGCUGCUGGUGCAGCAGGAAGUGCUGCUGCGCAAGGUGAGGCCCCAAGCGCAUGCAGCAAAGCUGGGGGCCCUCGAGCUGCUGCUGCAGCAGCAGCCCCAACUCUAUACUUACCAGCAGCAACUCUACAGCUUCCCAGGAACUCGCCAGGAGGCAGCUGUGGGCGCGCUCGUGCUGCUGCCCCUGCGGGAGCUGUUGGCUUUUAAAAGACUCCGAAAAAACUGGCGCGUGGGAGACCCUCUUCGAGUUUAUUUUUCUUAUGUGGAGAAUGGGGAGCCCCACUUGGAGCGGCCCCGGGGCCGCCAGAGGCCCCUGGGGGCCCCCCAGGAGGGGGGGCCCCCCGGGGGGCCCCCCGAGGGGGGCCCCCCGGCCAACAGGCCCGCCUUUGUUUGGUGCUCCGUCUUCCCCGCUGUACCCCUCGAAGUGGCCCAUUUGCUGCUGCAGGACAUGCGCGCGGGGCCCCUGGCCCCUCACUUAAGAAUGCUGGAGCAGCGGCAGCAGCUGCAGCAGCAGGAAGAGCAUCAGCAGCUGCUGCAGCACAUUCGGCGGCACCACGAAGAGCUCGCCAGGGAACGCGCCCUGCGCAAACAGCAGCAGCAGCAGCAGCAGCAGCAGCAGCAGCAGCAGCAGCCGCAGGAGGAGGCUGCUGCUGAGGGGCCCCCCGGUCGGGGGCCGCGCGCGCGGGGCAAGGCAGACCCCCGGCGGGGAGCGCCCAACAAAGAGGCGCAGCAGCAGCAGCAGCAGCAGCAGCAGCAGCAGCUGCAGCAGGUGCUGCAGCGCAUGCCCGUGAAGCCCCUGUGGUGGGCCCGGGGAGACUGGCUGCAGAGAGAAGUGCUGCUGUGCCAAACCCUCGGCCCUUUCUUCUAUCGGCAGCUAAUGCGGAUUCGAGCACAAGAGGAAAACGCGGACUCUGUGGGAUUCAAGCGCCGCACUGUGGUGGAUUCUCGAGGAGAGCCUUUUGAAGACCUUACCA